Molecule: messenger RNA, 3450 nt
Organism: Pochonia chlamydosporia 170
Lineage: Eukaryota; Fungi; Ascomycota; Sordariomycetes; Hypocreales; Clavicipitaceae
Product: forkhead domain-containing protein
Exons: 1
Coding region: 1-3450 (1149 amino acids)
Biological process (GO): regulation of ribosomal protein gene transcription by RNA polymerase II
Cellular component (GO): nucleus
Molecular function (GO): sequence-specific DNA binding; DNA-binding transcription factor activity; protein binding
Source: RefSeq, a predicted model, not a curated record
AUGACUUCGUCCAGCGACGGCCGCAAUGGCCCCGAGCACCAGCAGGAUGCAGAUGCUUCCAUGUCUACUCCUGCCUCAGCGGAACUUGCGACCGUGACGCCAGUGCCGGCCAGCGCGACCAACGAACCCGCGACGACAUCUACGGCCGCGACCGUGACUUCUGGGAUGCCUGCGACAGCCGACUCUACUUCUCAAAACCCUCCAACUGACGCAACCGCCACGUCUGCGCAACAACAGGCUGAGGAACCUGUGCCUGUACCGCCUUCAACUCCGAAGCGCAAUGGUGACGCGACCAACACCUUAGCGCAACAACCUACCUCAGCGUCUGCUUUAGAAACCCCCGUAAAGAGCAGUAACACCACUGCAGCCGCCCAAGCCGUGCCGGAGAUGCCAAAGGAUUCAGAUGGGGACACUGCCAUGACGGGCCAAACGCAAACUCAACCAGAACUUUCCCAGCAGCAAAUACAAAAACCUCAGCCUCCAAAUGUUGCCAGCGUGGCUACGAGCGAACAGUUUCCCCCCUCGACACCCUUCACGCCCGCACAAAUGGCGAACCUCGACCAACAUGCCUACAUGAUGAUGGCUCUUGCCUCCAUGUCGGGAGCUCAGAAUGCCAUGUCCCCACCGCCAACAGUUACGCCAUCCCAAGUUACACUCCCGAAUAUGUUGGACGAUGGAAUGAAUGGCACGGCGUCGACAAAUGCUUUGCGACAAGGCACUACUGAAAAGGGCUUGGAGUCUUUUGCGCGGAUAGAGUUCGCCGACAGUGUCUUUCAAAUGACAACCUACGCCGUCAUCAUUGGCCGUGACCAGCGAGCGUUGGAGCAAGCUCGCCGCGAUGAGAAACGGGCAGAUGAACACCAGCGCAGGGUCGAGGAGAACGCAAGCAAGGGUCUGCCGCCGCCAUCACCCAUUCGUCAUGAUCGGAGCAAGUUUAGUAAAUCCUACGUCAGUGAGGAAGGUGGUAUGCUCGGCCCAGAAUCUGACAGCGAGGGGAGUGGACGGCCACCAAAGAGACGGAAAACGAGUACAAAUGGAUCUUCACAACAGGAGGUCGAGGAAUCGCAGGAGAAUGUCAUCUCAAACCGCCAAUAUGUAUCACAUACACCAGGCGCGGCUGCUGUCGACCUGAGUUCUCUCCGCCCGUCACCCUACCACGUUCCAUUCAUUGGCAUUCACUCCCCUGGCCCGAAUAUUGCCGGCAAGACCAAGGCCAUCUCAAGAGAGCAUCUGAAAAUCGCAUAUAACAAGGAAGAGGGUGUUUUUGAAGCAUAUCCCCUGCACAAGAACGGCUUUUUCUGCGAAGAUGUACACUACAAGAGCGACAAGGUUGUCUUAAAAUGCGGCGAUCGGUUACAAAUCAAGGACGUGGACUUUCGAUUCAUAAUCAACGGCGUUGAAAAGGGACGAACCGGAGCCGAAGAGUAUCUGGAAGAAGAGCCUGUUCCCAAGAAACGCCAAUCUCAUGGUGGCAAAGAAAUGAGCUUUGACUUUGAGCAAUCACACGGCAACGGAGAAGUCCAGGAUACCAGUGACGAACUCUCUGAUGUUGAGAUUAGCCCUCAAGCAAUAUCCGAUGGAGAAGAUGAAGAGGAAGACGAGGUUGAAGGUGAAGAAGGGGAUGAAGGAGAGGAGGGCGAGGAAGGGGACGGGGACGACCAAGGAGACGAUUCUGAACUGAAGAAUGAGUCCACCGCCGACCUUGAUCUAUCAGUACCACAGAUACCCAAGAAGAGAGGUCCUGGACGACCGCCGAAGAAUGGCAUCAUGUCGAAGCGAGAGCAGCGUUUACUCAAGAAGCAGCAACAGGAGAUGGCAAAGAAGACCCUUCCUCAAGCUCCGCCAGUGGAACCGCCGAUCAAGCGCAAGGUUGGUCGACCUCGGAAACAUCCCUUGCCGGAAAAUGCUGGUGACCGCCCAGAGAAGCGCAAGUACAAACCACGGAAGCCCAAGGAAGAGGGUGGUGAAGGAUCUGAUGCGGAGAGGAGAGCACGAGAGAAGAAGGAAAAGAAAGCUCGACCCAAGUCACCGCCCCUGGAGCUCAAAAUUGAAGACUACACGGAUGAGCAACUACAAAAACCGAAUAAAAAUUACGGUGUCCUCAUUGAUGAGACCCUAACGGCUGCUGGUCCAGACGGCCUGACGCUGAAGCAGAUUUACAAGAGGAUAUGCCAGAGAUAUCCUUGGUUCUAUUUCCAUACCGAGACGAAGGGCUGGGAGAGCAGCGUCAGGCACAACCUCAUUGGGAACGAAGCAUUCAAGAAGGACGAAACAACGAAUCUCUGGUCACGAGUUCCCGGUGUUGAGUUGGACGCAGGGAAGAAGCGCAAGGCCACCUCCCCCGAUAGAGGUUUGGCAGCUCAGGGCUAUGGACCGUACUCGUAUCCAUACAAUGCCGCUCAGCACAUGCCUCCUGGAGCUGCCGCAGGCUACCCUCCUGGUCAAGCACCGCCAGGCUACCCAGCCCUGGGAUAUCAAGGUCAGCCAGGCCAGGUGCCUCGUCCAAUGCAACCUUACGCACCCGCACCGGCUCACGCUGGGCAACCAACCGCACCAGCACCGGCGGCAGCAGCAGCAGCAGCACAGCCAGUUGCUCCAACCCAACUACCGGGAUAUGGACCUCCGCCAGCACCAGCCAGGGCGCAACCUGGUGUUCCUCAGCCGGGCACAUACAGUUCUCCUUAUGCAUCAAGACCGCCUCCGCCGCCGUCGAGCGCUCCAGUUAAGACUGAGCCUGGGACCGCACAUCCAGGUGCUACAGCGCCAGCGCCAGUACAGCCACCUCCGCAGGUUGCGCAAGCAGCGGCCUCUAGAAUUGGUGCCAAAACUGUACCUGGAUCUGCAGGUUCUCCGCAGACAUCUACGCCGGGAAGUCGCCCAUCAGCGACGCCGCCCACCACUGCGCCGCCGAGGCCGGUCAUUGAGCCUCGACUCUUGUCCGCUGUUGUUGGGCUCAAAGAUGGUCUGGUUGACAACCUGAAGAAAGCGCGCAAUCCCAAAGCCGAAGCGAUAGUCAUGUCCGCAUUAAAUCGCUGCGUAGGACUCAAAAAGGAAGCCACAGAGAACGACAAAAUGGAGUCGAUUUGUAUUAAGGGAAUCCGCCAAGUAAUCGAGGGCUUCACCAAGAACAAGAGUCUCGCGCCCGGUGGAUCCGCGUCAACAGAAACACCGCCCAUUUUCGAACCUAGAGUCCUUGCCUCUUUGAACGGAUUCAAAGACGUGUCCAUCAAAGCACUCAAGGUUCGUCUAGGAGAAGCCCGCGCGGAAGCAAUCACCCUCUCCGCUAUAGACCGCGUGCUUGGCUUCGCAAACGCAAGUAUUGUACCACAACCCAGCGAGGGCGACUCGGCAUCAACGCCAACCGGCAACUUGCAGGGUGUGGAGCAGCAUCUCAUCAGUUCUAUUCAGCAACUCCUCAAGGGUAUGAAUCAGAAGCUCAAGGACGAUUAG